This is a messenger RNA of Salarias fasciatus (jewelled blenny), 1532 nucleotides long. It is a transcript of the gene spmip4, whose product is annotated as sperm microtubule inner protein 4. Lineage: Eukaryota; Metazoa; Chordata; Actinopteri; Blenniiformes; Blenniidae. Gene Ontology annotation, cellular component: centrosome. Bases 30 to 1532 code for a protein of 500 amino acids. The record is from RefSeq and is a predicted model, not a curated record. The transcript has 8 exons.
UAAUCCAUAGCAUCCCAUCUGAUACAGCCAUGAAUCAUCCCUGGGGUUAUGGAGGAACAAUACCUGAGCAUUUUACAGACCAGCAAUGUUUCAUCAAUGCUGGCAGAAAGAAAAGUAACAAUCGUCUUAACGAUCAGCUAAUCCCAAAACCAACUGACAUUAAUGUAGCGGAAAAUAUGAUAAAGAUCGCUACUCCGAAGGAGCAUCCCUAUUCAUCCCACAUCUCUCGGUUUGCCAUGUUCCCAUCUUUCCGCUCCCCGGACGACCCUGAAACGGGAGUCAGAGCUGCCUCUCAACCUUUCUUUAACCCUCACAUCCCAAACAGUGCGCCAGAGGUCACAGUGCAGAGCAAAACUAUGGGUAAUCCCUAUAGACAUGAGAUCUUACAAUCACCGGCGAAAUCAAGUCGGAAGGCUGUCGCAUGGACAGGAGAUCAUGGAUUCUUGGAUCAUAUAAAGCCACUUAAGGGUGAAAAGCAAGUGUUCUACCCCACACCUCCUAAGACGGUGCUGCCAAACCUGAAACUUCGGGACCCACAUUUGUCAUUAUCAGAACGGACAAGCAACAUGUUAAAAAACCUGGAGAGGACAUUCUGGCUCACCUCUUACCAAAUGGACUACACAGGAUGGGGCCCAGCAAACCCUUUAAAGAUGGAUGAUUUCCAGGAAAAAAUAAGUAGCCUCCCUGGGAUUAAUCCACACAGGACACCUCUGCGAGAAAGGUCGUUCCCUGUGUUUGUUCCCUCGAAUCCAAAACAAAGCUUGAGAAGGAGACAGGUGAGCCGUGUGAGAAGGAGCAGCAGCAGUCCCUCUACUGGUGAACACCAGACGGAUCGACAUCCAGACCAAAGCAGCACUUCAGCUACCAAAAAUCGGCCACAAGAGACCUCAGCUGCGCCUAACGAGGCUCCGCAUAGUGCUGACUCUGCAGGAGGUAAACCCUCUGAUCUCACUCGAGAGAUCUUACACAAACAAGGAACUCAGACCAAAAUGCACGAGGGCAGAGGGAAGGAAAACCGCAAAGUUCAGUUUGAUGAAGGUCUUAUUCAAAAGUCUAUGUCACAAAACUCCCAAGAGGUCAAUGCUGCGCAGAUCUCCAAAACAGAAGCAUCCCUGAACGUGUGCAGCCGCCCAUAUUCCCAGGGAAAAGUGUCCACCAGAGAGAAAGGCUGGGUGGAACUUGAUGAAGCCAGAGACAAGGCAAACAUUGCGCCAAAUGCUGAGGUAUUAUCAAGGGCAUCUUUGGAGCAGGAUAGUCUGACAGAGGGCAAACAGCUGCUGCCCCCUACAUCUAAUCCCUCCAUCCUACCACGGCCUCUGCCCGGCAUUCGCUCAACGAGCCAAGCCGGGGCUGUGGGAGGAGCAGGCGGAGCUGUCAGCAUCCUGGAGCUUCAGAAUUCAUUCAGCAAGUCGGAGGCUCAUCGCAACUUCAACAGAUCGAUCACACAUGCUGCCGUGGACCUGAGAGACAAUAUAGUGACUGGGAAGAAACACAACUUUUUUGGAAUAAACUGCAACUACAUCCAUGGAUAA